Phyllotreta striolata is the source of this 1455-nucleotide messenger RNA. The record is from the annotation of a GenBank genome assembly. Lineage: Eukaryota; Metazoa; Arthropoda; Insecta; Coleoptera; Chrysomelidae.
AUGUUCUAUAAUAAACGCGUUAGUAAUAGAUUUAUCUUCGCUACAAUGGCGUAUACAAUUCCUUUGUUAGCGGCGAUUGCUUGUUUAUAUGUGGCGAAUGUGGAUUGUUUCACCAAUGUUUACCCGAAACUUAGGGGUAUUAAAAGGGAGUAUAGGGAUGCAGGGGAGCCUUUGUUUUUGACGCCUCUAAUCGAAGCUAACAAAACCGAAGAAGCCAGAGAAGCCUCCGCGGUGCCGUCGGAUGUCUUCCUAGGCGUAAAGAGCCAUUCUGGUUUCUUUACGGUAGAUAAAACGUUCAAUUCGAACAUGUUUUUCUGGUUUUUCCCCGCAGACCACGACUACGAAAACGCUCCGGUGCUACUAUGGCUUCAAGGCGGACCAGGAGCGACGUCUUUAGCGGGUUUAUUCGAGGAAAACGGACCGUUCGCAUUGACAAAAUCGUACAAUCUGAAACGCAACGAAUUCUCCUGGACGCUGAACCACUCCGUAAUAUACAUAGACAAUCCGGUACAAACCGGAUACAGUUUCACCGAAGGCGGAUUCGCCAGGAACCAAACGAAAGUAGGCCAGGAUCUCUACGAGGCGCUGCGGCAAUUCUUCCUGGUAUUCCCCGAAUUGCGCCGCAACGAGUUCUACGCCACCGGCGAGUCUUACGCGGGUAAAUACGUGCCGGCCGUUUCGUACGCGAUUCUAAAGAACAACCCCCGGGCCGAUGCGAAGAUUAAUUUGAAAGGCAUGGCGAUCGGAAACGGCUUGUGCGAUCCCGUCCAUCAAUUAAACUACGGCGGAUAUUUGUACGAAAUCGGAUUGAUCGAUAAACAUGGAAGGACGCAAUUCGCUGAAUACGAAAGAAAAGGCAUAAAUUACAUCAAAAAGAAGGAGUUCCUUAAAGCGUUCGAAAUCUUCGACGACCUAUUGAACGGAGAUUUAAACGACGGGAAGACCUUGUUCAAGAACCUCACAGGCUUCGACUAUUACUUUGAUUAUUUGUACACAAACAGUCCGAAUGAAUUGCAGAUAGAUUUUUCUAGAUUUGUACAGCGAGAGGACAUUCGCAAAGCCAUCCACGUGGGAUCGUUGACUUUCAACGAUGGAAACGCGGUCGAGGAGAACCUGAAGGAAGACGUGAUGGAUUCGGUGGCUCCGUGGAUAUCGGUGUUAUUGAGCAACAUCCGAGUGAUGUUCUAUAACGGUCAAAUGGACAUCAUCGUGCCUUAUCCGUUGACGGUGAAUUUCUUGAAUAAUUUACCCUUCAGCGGUUCAGAUGAAUAUAAAAUCGCACCUAGGCGCAUAUGGCGUUAUCGGGACGAUAUACCGGGUUAUGUAAAGCAAGCUGGUAAUUUAACGGAAGUUUUGGUGAGAAAUGCUGGGCAUAUGGUACCGAGUUUCCAGCCCGAAUGGGCUCUCGAUUUGAUCACCAAAUUCACUAGAAAUCAACCAUUGCAUAGAGAAUAA